AUGGGUCAUCUUGAAGAAGAUGGGUCUGAAUUAGAAGAAUUCAAGCCAUGCAGUGAUGAGUUUAUACUAAUAGGAGGAUUUGAUGGUUCUUCUUGGCUGUUGGGUUUGGACUCCUAUUCUCCUUCGCAAGACCUAAUGGAGACUCUCACUUCAAUGAGGGCUGUUCGCCAAUAUGCCUCAGUAGGAAGGUUAAACGGUGAACUCUACAUAGUUGGUGGUGCAACUGAUGGUGCCUGGUAUAACACAGUGGAAUCAUACAACCCUUUAACCAAGCAAUGGACUUCUCGACCUUCUUUAAAGCAAAGAAAGGGAAGUUUGGCAAGUGUUUCUUUGGAGGACAAGAUAUUUGCAAUUGGAGGUGGUGAUGGGGUUGAUUGCUUUUCUGAGGUGGAAAUAUUUGAUCUGAAUGCUGGGAGGUGGAUACCUGUUCAGCCAAUGCUUAACAAGCGAUUUGCAGCUGCUGCAGCAGAAAUUAAUGGCAUGCUCUAUGUUGCUGGGGGAUACAAUGGAAAGGAAUACUUAAAGUCAGUUGAAAGAUGUGAUCAACGAGAGCAUACAUGGACAAGACUUGAGAGUAUGACCACAAAGAGAGGGUCACAUUCUUUGGUUGUUCUGAAUGAGAAAUUAUAUGCUUUGGGGGGCUAUGAUGGGGACAAGAUGGUCGCAACAGUUGAGGUAUUUGAUCCUCGUGCUGGUUCGUGGAUGGUAGCGGAAUCCAUGAACAGUUCCAGGGCAUAUUUUGGUGCUGUUGCGAUGGGAGAUGCAAUAUAUGUUAUUGGGGGGCUGGAUAAUGAUAAUCAAGUUCUAGACACGGUUGAGUGUUUCAGGGAAAGCCAUGGAUGGCAGGUGGGUUACUCAAAUGCCAUCGGUAAAAGAUGCUUCCUCUCUGCUGUUGUUAUAUGA
Messenger RNA from Dovyalis caffra, 903 nucleotides. The record is from the annotation of a GenBank genome assembly. NCBI's taxonomy places the organism in Eukaryota, Viridiplantae, Streptophyta, Magnoliopsida, Malpighiales, Salicaceae.